GGUGAGAGUCGGGCUGGGUGCUAGCUAGGAGGCGGUGAUGCUGCGACGUUAGCCUCCAUGCGGCUGUCACUAAGCACAUCUGCGUCUCUUUUUCGGCCAGCUUAGUCCGCAGGAAGCUGCUACCAACCCCGCUUCUCCUCCACACUUAGUCCGCAAGAAGUUGCUACCGUCUCACCCCGCUUCUCCUGAAACUUUGCCCGGAAACGCGCCAUGCAGUCAGGCGGCACCGAGAGCGGGGACUCGGACUUGGACAGAGUCGACACACCGGAAGUGGAACUUUUCCCCGACGUGACCCUUCCGACCGGCGCCGAGGUUGAGCGGCCGCCGACGGGCUACGAGUUGCGCCUUCUCGUCCACGAAAGGACGUCGCGAACCCCGAGUCCUUUGUUAAGGUCCAACUGGGAUGACGACUCGGAGGCAGAGUCCUUCAAGGACGGAAGGACCGAGGAGGUGGACCGGGAGACCAAGGAGAGGGCGUUCGCCUGGUGUCGGGACUUCCUGUCCGGAGCGUGGAAGACCAUCGAGCUGGUGGACUUUCAGAUAGGCAUCGUCAGCGGUGGGCUCAGUAAUCUGCUGUACCUGUGCGUCUUGCCUGAAAAUGUAAAAACUGUAGGAGGGGAGCCUCGCCAGGUGCUCCUCAGAGUCUACGGCGCCAUCCUUCAGGGGGUGGACUCUUUGGUAUUGGAGAGCGUCAUGUUCGCCAUACUGGCAGAACGUACUCUAGGGCCCAAACUGUACGGCAUCUUCCCAGAAGGCCGCCUGGAGGAGUAUAUUCCUAACACCCGCAUGUGCACCAGUCAACUCUCAGAACCCAACAUCUCCGCCGAGAUUGCCACCAAGAUGGCGCGGUUUCACAAAAUGGUUAUGCCUUUUAACAAAGAGCCCACGUGGCUCUUCAGCACCAUUAACAGGUACAUGGACCAGGUGAUGGCCUUGACCUUUACACGUGACGCCCAUGUGAAGAAGUACAAGAAGCUGAUGAAGCUCAACCUGCCAACUGAGCACAAGAACCUCCGUGCAUUACUGGCAGCGACUCCAUCACCCGUGGUCUUCUGCCACAACGAUGUUCAAGAAGGUAAUAUUCUGAUGCUGCACAAAGGGGAGCGAAAUUCAACAGAUAGACUGAUGCUAAUUGACUUUGAGUACAGCAGCUACAACUACAGGGGCUUUGAUUUCGGAAACCAUUUCUGCGAGUGGAUGUAUGACUACACCUACAACAAGUGGCCCUUCUACAAGGCCACACCAGAGGAUUACCCCAGCAGGGACCAACAGCUGAUAUUCAUCAGAAGUUACUUGGGGGAGCUGAGAAGAGUAGGAGGAAGUGGCGACGACAGUGUGGACCAAAGGCAGAUAGAGGACAUGAUCAUUGAAGCCAACAGGUAUGCUCUGGCAUCACACUUCCUGUGGGGCCUGUGGUCCAUCAUCCAAGCAAAGCUCUCCAAGAUUGAGUUUGGCUACAUGGACUACGCCCAGUGCCGCUUUGACGCCUACUUCAAGCAGAAGAAACUCUUCUCCUAAACAUCUCCUUGCACUCCUCUGGAUGGAUUCUACCUUUUUUUCCAUCCGAGUCCUUCAUCAAACUUUCCCAUAUUUCAAUAUUAAUGACAACUAUGUUGGCGUCCAGGUGAAGCAGGGCUGAAAAAGAAAAAGGUAACCCCAAAGUUUCUGUGCUUUACUUCUGUGGACCACUUUCUGUCAUGUGCGUCAGGAUUUUAAACGUUUUUUUGGGAGUUUCAAGCUAACUCGCUUCCUUUCACGGUUAUUCCGUCCAAAAUGUGCGGGCAGCUGCACCUACCAGAUGAAGAAAAGAACUCUGAUUGCACUCAAAUCAAAAGCCUUCUACUAUUUAGUGGCUUGACGGUUUUGUAUGAUGGACUUUUAGGGCCACACUGGGUAAUAUUUCAUAAACUGCAGGAAUAAGAAUUCAAUUUUAUGAGAAUUAAAGUAUUGCCAAAAAUGUGUAACUUUAAAUGACAUAACUAUUAAAACAUAUAUUUGGAAUUUUAAAUAAAAAUUGUGAUAACAGUUCCUAAUUUUACUAGUUAAUUAAUCAAUCAAUCAAUCAAUCAAUGUUUACUUAUAUAGCCCUAAAUCACUAGUGUCUCAAAGGGCUGCACAAACCACUACGACAUCCUCGGUAGGCCCACAUAAGGGCAAGGAAAACUCACACCCAGUGGGACGUCGGUGACAAUGAUGACUAUGAGAACCUUGGAGAGGAGGAAAGCAAUGGAUGUCGAGUGGGUCUAACAUGAUACUGUGAAAGUUCAAUCCAUAAUGUCGAGCGGGUCUAACAUGAUAUUGUGAAAGUUCAAUCCAUAAUGGAUCCAACACAGUCGCGAGAGUCCAGUCCAAAGCGGAUCCAACACAGCAGCGAGAGUCCCGUUCACAGCGGAGCCAGCAGGAAACCAUCCCAAGCGGAGGCGGAACAGCAGCGAAUUAAAAAAAAAAGUGUUUCUGUAAUAUAAUGAUCAUACAGCUAUGCUAAAUGUGAUCUAGCUACCUAAAUUCACAUAGGAAGUGCUUUUUUUUUAAUGGACUGUUUACGUUGUUGAAAUAAUGACUUUUCUUAUAUAAUUUUAACAAUUGUUUUUUUUAAAUAUAUGAGUUAUUAAAGGUAGUUUUUUUUUAAAAUAACAGGUUUUGAUUGGAAACAUAAUUAGAUUAGAUUAGAUGGAUUAGAUUAUACUUUAUUCAUUCCGUCAGGAGAGUUCCUUCAGGAAAAUUACAAUUUUCAGCACAAUCCCAUUCAAGAUCAGACAAACAUUACAGGGAGACAGAACAGGAUCGCUGACGGGUCUGCCGGCUUCCAGCGCCCCUUACAAAAAAAAGAUGAGAUACAGGUAAACGGGGGGGGGGAACAGAAGAUUAAAAUGAAAUUUAAAAAAAUCGGUCUUAGCCUGGGCCUUGGAGAGGGGGUGCAGACGGAGGCCAAGGGGAAAAAAUUUUGUAUAUAUAUAUAUAUAUAUAUAUAUAUAUAUAUAUAUAUAUAUAUAUAUAUAUAUAUAUAUAUAUAUGGUCAAGCAUGAAAAUAUUCAUACCGUGCUAAUUGAGAAAAACAGCAAUAUACAUAUAUAUAUAUAUAUAUAUAUAUGUAUAUUGCUGUUUUUCUCAAUAUGGCAGCGUUAUUCUCAUAACAGUAGGUCUUGUUUUAAUUGUAAUUGAGUCUUUAAAUCCCUUCUCGUCUGGCCAAAGUCUACUUUGACAUUUCUAAACAACAUUACAUGACAUUAUAGUAACAUAACUGCAGAAAUGUUGAGCGCAAGUAUAGAACGUCGUGCUGCUUCGUGAGCCUUGUGUUGCAAUGUAAGUUACCCACUUAAUGUCAUCACAUUUUUAACACGACUUUGUUUGUUGAGCUUUCUAUGAUUUGUCUUCCGUCUUUCUAUUUAUUUAAUUUGUAUUUUUUUGGGGAUAACAGAAACGACACUAUCUGCACUAAAAGGAAAUAUAAAAUGUAGUUGUGGCUGUUUUGCUUUCACAAUAAAAGGUGUAUUGAAAGUGA
Molecule: messenger RNA, 3502 nt
Organism: Nerophis ophidion (straightnose pipefish)
Lineage: Eukaryota; Metazoa; Chordata; Actinopteri; Syngnathiformes; Syngnathidae
Gene: chkb
Product: choline kinase beta
Exons: 11
Coding region: 211-1518 (435 amino acids)
Biological process (GO): CDP-choline pathway; phosphatidylethanolamine biosynthetic process
Cellular component (GO): cytoplasm
Molecular function (GO): choline kinase activity; ethanolamine kinase activity
Source: RefSeq, a predicted model, not a curated record